UGACUCUGUGCGACCCCAUAGACAGCAGCCCGCCAGGCUCCCUCCUCCCUGGGAUUCUCCAGGCAAGAGUACUGGAGUGGGGUGCCAUUGCCUUCUCUGAGAAAGGGGCACCGUGACAUUCAUAAGUGUUCCCAGGAGGUGCCAAAGAAGCAGUGGUAAUGCCAUCUGAUAGCUUAGUGGGGGAAACUUGCUGAAAGGAAUAAGGUUACUUUUUCUCUAAUUUUUUUCUGAUCUGGGUGUCUCAGUUUCCCUUCCAGUAUUAACAUGAUGGAAAAGAGAAUGUAGAUGUUCCAUGAAGCAAAGGAAUCAGUCUGCAUAAGAAGAUGAAGGGACAGAGCAGUUGUCCCUCAUCUCACUGAGCAUAAGAAACUGGAAUGAUCUAUUAAAAUGUAGAGAAAGUCAAAUACCCCCAUUUAUAAAAGUCAAAUACCCACCUUUAUAAAGGUGGGACAGGAAGUGCACAGAUUAUGUAUUGGAUAACAUCAAAGCUUCUUUUAGCAAAUGCAUUGCCCUUGGGGAGAAGAUCCACUCAUUGGUUUUGUACCAAACCUGACAAGGCCUCAGUUAUCAGGUGGCCCAGGAGGAUGUCACAAGUAGGAGAAAAGCUGUUCCCAGAGCAAAUAAUGAUGAGCCCUGUGAAGGCGCAUGCAUGCUUGUACCCACAUGUGGAGGUUUUACAGGGGACUAAGAGGUCUGUGAAAGAGAGUUCCAAUAAGAGUAAGAAAUCCAGCCCACAGAUGGGCAGUCUUAAUCCUGAGAGUGCUCGCCAGCACUUCCGGAGCUUCUGUUAUCAUGACGCACCUGGACCGUAUGAGGCCGUCAGCCAACUGCAGGAAUUAUGCUCUCAGUGGCUGAGGCCAGAGAUCCACUCAAAAGAGCAAAUCUUGGAAUUGCUGGUGCUGGAGCAGUUCCUGGACGUUCUGCCCAGUCAUAUCCAGAACUGGGUGCAGAAGUAUCAUCCACAGAACGUCAAAGAGGCUGUGGCCCUGGUAGACCGCUUUCAGAGAGAAUCUGGUGGAAUAAGCAAUGAGGUCACAGCCCAUGAACUGGGAAAUGACACAGCGCUCUUGGGAGGAACAGAAGUGGCCCCAGGCUUUAAGUGGAAGCCAGCAGAGCCCCAACCAAUGGGUGUGUUCCAGGAAGAAUGUUCGAAUAUAUACCAGGUACUGCAGGAGCCGGGCUGGAAUACUCAGAAAGAAAGCCAGCCUGUGGAUGAAGGAGCUGUGCCUGCUGAAGAGAGUCCAACCUUUUCUAAACAGAAAAGCACCCCAAGCUGGAACAUGAUAUCUGAGCUCACCUUGCCUGAGUCCCUGAGUCCAUUGACAUUUGAAGAUGUGGCCUUGUAUUUUUCCAAGGAAGAAUGGAAAAUAAUGACCCCUGAUCAGAAGACCCUCUACCUUGAUGUAAUGCAGGAUGUCUAUGAGGAUGUCGCCUCUGUAGGGUUAAACCUCAAAAAUGACACUGGAAAUGACCCACCUGUAUCUCUUCCUACAUUAGAGAUACAACCAUCAGGAUGCGAAGUAUUAAGAAAGGCCACCAUGAAAGAUGCUGAGACAACGAUGGGCGAUGUAAAUCAUGGUGGUACAUGCAGGGUAUGGAAACGACCUCGUGCUUUUCCAGGAAGGAAAAGAAAGAAACUUAGAACUUGUAAACAAGAGCUUCCAAAACCUGUUGAUGUUCAUGGGAAAGGCUGUGAGGGAGAGAAACCUUUUAAAUGUCAGGAAUGUGGAAAAAGCUUCAGAGUUAGCUCUGACCUUAUUAAACAUCAGAGGGUUCAUACCGAAGAGAGACCCUAUAAAUGUGAACAAUGUGAUAAGCAGUUUAGAUGGAGUUCAGAUCUUAAUAAGCACUUAAUGGCACACCAAGGAAUUAAACCAUAUAGAUGCUCAUGGUGUGGAAAAAGCUUUAGUCAUAACACAAAUCUACACACACACCUAAGAAUUCACACUGGAGAGAAGCCCUUUAAAUGUUAUGAAUGUGGGAAAAGAUUCAUUCAGAACUCCCACCUUAUUAAACACCAGAGAACCCACACAGGUGAGCAGCCUUAUACCUGUAGCAUAUGCAACAGAAAUUUUAGCAGGCGUUCAAGCCUUCUUAGACACCAGAAAGUCCACAAGAGAAGGGAAUCAUGUCCAGUGUCUCCAGUCUGAAGAAAGUCACCAUUUAGAGCUAGAUCCUGGAUGUGAUGAGAGUGCAUAAUGUUGAGAUGGCCAGUAACAGUGUUUUUAGAAGGGGCACAUGGAAUGUUUCACAAAAAGGAAUCUAAACUCUCUGUUUUAUGCUUGUAUCUUUUAGCUUUGUAUUUUCAGUGCCUACCAGCAAUACCUGGAAAAUUCUUUAUAAAUAAAAGAGUGGAAUCAUUCUUGUA
Molecule: messenger RNA, 2368 nt
Organism: Bubalus bubalis (water buffalo)
Lineage: Eukaryota; Metazoa; Chordata; Mammalia; Artiodactyla; Bovidae
Product: zinc finger protein 75D
Exons: 6
Coding region: 468-2150 (560 amino acids)
Biological process (GO): regulation of transcription by RNA polymerase II
Molecular function (GO): DNA-binding transcription factor activity, RNA polymerase II-specific; RNA polymerase II cis-regulatory region sequence-specific DNA binding
Source: RefSeq, a predicted model, not a curated record